Echinops telfairi (small Madagascar hedgehog) is the source of this 1476-nucleotide messenger RNA. RefSeq names its product WD repeat-containing protein 70-like. Gene Ontology annotation, cellular component: site of double-strand break; nucleus. The record is from RefSeq and is a predicted model, not a curated record. Gene Ontology annotation, molecular function: protein binding. Gene Ontology annotation, biological process: regulation of DNA double-strand break processing. The transcript is spliced from 3 exons. NCBI's taxonomy places the organism in Eukaryota, Metazoa, Chordata, Mammalia, Afrosoricida, Tenrecidae.
AUGGAGCAUAAGGAUUCAAUACACUGUUCCUGGAUUGAAGAUAAAGGCAGGAGAAGUUCUGGAAGUUCUCAGGCUAAGGUGAUUGACAGAGAUGGUUUUGAAGUAAUGGAAUGUAUAAAGGGAGACCAGUAUAUUGUGGACAUGGCAAAUACCAAGGGUCACACAGCAAUGCUUCAUACUGGCUCAUGGCAUCCCAAAAUAAAGGGAGAAUUUAUGACUUGCUCAAAUGAUGCAACUGUGAGGAUAUGGGAAGUUGAGAAUCCAAAAAAGCAAAAAAGUGUAUUUAAACCACAGACGAUGCAAGGCAAAAAAGUAAUUCCCACCACCUGCACAUAUAGUAGAGAUGGAAAUCUCAUUGCAGCUGCUUGCCAGAAUGGAAGCAUACAGAUGUGGGACCGAAAUUUGACUGUUCACCCUAAAUUCCACUAUAAACAAGCUCACCAACCAGGCACAGACACUUCUUGUGUGACCUUUUCCUAUGAUGGCAAUGACCUUGCCUCUCAUGGAGGUGAUGAUACAUUAAAAUUAUGGGAUGUCCGACAGUUUAAUAAGCCACUUUAUUCAGCCUCUGGACUUCCUACCAUGUUUCCAAUGACUGACUGUUGUUUCAGUCCCGACGACCAACUCAUUGUCACCGGCACCUCUGUUCAACGGGGGCGUGGCAGCGGCAAGCUGGUGUUCGUUGAUCGCAAGACUUUCCAGAGAGCCUACGAAAUAGAUAUCACAGAUGCGAGCGUUGUGCGUUGCCUGUGGCAUCCAAAGCUGAACCAGAUCAUGGUUGGAACUGGAAAUGGAUUGGCUAAAGUGUAUUACGACCCCAACAAAAGUCAGAGGGGAGCAAAAUUAUGUGUGGUGAAGACAUAGCGGAAGGCGAAGCAAGCCGAGACGCUAACCCAGGACUACAUUAUCACUCCUCAUGCCUUGCCCAUGUUCCAUGAGCCCCGCCAGCGGAGUACAAGGAAACAGCUGGAGAAGGACAGACGGGAUCCCCUGAAGUCUCACAAACCGGAACCUCUUGUGGCAGGCCCAGGUCAUGGUGGCCAAGUUGGAACCCAUGGGGGCACUCUGUCCUCAUACAUUGUGAAAAACAUUGCUUUGGACAAGUCUGAUGACAGCAAUCCUCAGGAAGCCAUUCUGCGGCAUGCCAAAGCAGCCGAAGACAACCCAUAUUGGGUUUCUCCAGCAUAUUCCAAAACUUAGCCUAAAACCAUGUUUGUCCAAGUGGAAUCUGAUGAUGAGGAAGCAAAGAACGAACCAGAAUGGAAAAAACAUAAAAGAAGAACCUCAUUCGAGAGCUCUUUGCAUGAAGAGGAGUGGCGGACGGGUGUGGGCGACGUGAAGUCGGCCGAGUCCUUGUUGAUCCUCAGGCAGACUGACCAGCGGACAAUCAUAGGUGAGCGCGAGGCGUCGGAGGGCUCAACGGUGCACACCUAUAUUGCAGGUCCCUUGCCCUCAGCCCGCCCGGCGUCUCCCUAG